AUUGAUGGUAUGAGAUAUGAUUGCAGUGGAGAUGAAAUGCAUUGCAUUUGAUUUAACGACUGUUUGAUUGACUGAUCAAUUGAUCCCAUAAUCAUCGUCAACAACGAUGUCCAACUCCAAGACAUACCAAUUUGAGAAUCAGUUCACUCUUGAGAAUUGUGUCGGUCGAGUGGUGAUUGCUGUCGUCGGACAUCCGUUUGACUUCGUAAAGACAUUGAUCCAAUUGGGUUACGAACCUUUACCGCCGUACCCGACAACUACUAUCUUUGGUAGACAUCGGUUGGCAUUACCCGGCGUUUUCCGCUAUAUAGGACACAUCCGGCGUACCGAUGGUUUGUGUGGUAUCUAUCGUGGCAUCGGCUAUAAGUUGACUUCCGUUUUGGUCAACGGAUUUAUUUACGUGAAUCUAAGCGAAUAUCUGAAGCAUUUAUAUCCGGAAGAAGAGUCGCUAAAUGAAGAUAAGAAGGAUGAAGAUAAGCAGUCGACACCUGAUUUGCAAAAAUACGUCAAAUUAUGUCAAUAUCUGUCCCGAGAGACGGCUUCGAGAUUUGUAGCGCUAUUGGCUUCCUAUCCGUUUCAAGUGAUGACUGUCCGCGUUUGUGCCCAAUUUGUGGGCCGCGAAACACAUUACGACACAUUAUUUGGUGCCAUCAAAGAUAUAUACCGCACGGGUGGUGUCAGUGGGUUUUACGCCGGUUUUAUGCCACGAUUUCUUGGUGAUGUCCUUGUUCUGUGGAUUGGAUCUAAUAUUAUAUUUGUGGCAAACAGUUGGAUUGACGGCGAUUCUACCACCAAAAACUAUGUUUCCGCUUCGGUUAACUUCAUUGUCUCGUCAUUGCUCUAUCCGUUCCAAUUGGUCUCAACAGUAAUGUCAUGUAAUGGCCAAUCGGCCCGGUCGUUGGCCGCGUCAGCCUAUACUGGACAUCCUUACGCCAAUUGGGUGGACUGUUGGCGCCAUUUGUCACAGUUGGGUGAAAUUAAAAGAGGCUCUUCUCUAUUGUGGAGAUAUCAAUCCACUGUAUUGACAGCACCAUUGAUUCACAGCACAGCUGUCGACAGAGAAACAAGAUAUCGACCGAAAGAGUGGUAAAAAAAUUAAUAUUAAGUUGAAUCGAAUUUUUAAACUUAAUUUUCAAGUUAGUAGUUAUGAACACAUUUAUUAUUG
Molecule: messenger RNA, 1165 nt
Organism: Oppia nitens
Lineage: Eukaryota; Metazoa; Arthropoda; Arachnida; Sarcoptiformes; Oppiidae
Product: mitochondrial carrier homolog 2-like
Exons: 1
Coding region: 107-1090 (327 amino acids)
Source: RefSeq, a predicted model, not a curated record